AUGCAUAAUCUGCAAGACAUCAUGCAGCAGCGACUCCUGAGUGGGGUCAACGUGCAUGGUCUUGAUAGUGACCGAUCUCUGCCCAGAGAGAAGAAGUGCAGCCAGCGGUGCUUGAAAGAGGAACCUAAACCCAUCAGAAAGAAGAUCAAGGGCAAGCCCGAUGAAUUCAACCCCCAACCAUACAAUUUCCGCCUGCAGCAGGAGGGCCAAGGCCCACGAGUACGCUCUCCGCCUUUCCACGUGCAGUUGGACCACACCAUCGCCGUGCUCUGGAAUCUGUUUCGCCAGCCUAACAACGCCCCAGACGUCGGUCAUCUCCAGUGGGCGAAGCACUUCCUGCAGAGGAUCCGUAACAACCAUGGUGACAUGCCUAAAGACGUGGAGGCGAUUGUCAAGGCCAUACAGCAGCGCAUCUUAUCGCUGUACGCCGACCUCAGCAAAAUGACGCCAUACAAGGACCCUACCUGCUGCAGUUCAGAACCAGAGCACUGUCAAGCAAAACAGUCGGUGACGUUCACUGAGAUGGUGAAGCAGAAGCCAGAAGUCGUUCAGGAGCUGUUUUGUGUAGAGAAUUUAACACUAGCCGAAUCGUGCAGCUCACAUGUAGCAUGUGAUUGUCAAACCUCAAAGGACGAAAUGGCGAAGUAUCUGAAACAACAACGUGCAGAGCGAGUACGAAUCAUACAUGCAGAACUGAAGCGUCUGCAGGAGUUAGACAAGCUCAUGGGCAAUGUUGGUGAAAGUGGCAUAGACGGUGUUGAUGUGAAAGCCUUAAAGCAAAUUGAAAGUGGAAGGGCAUCUACAUCUAGCAAAGCAGAUGAAUCUAGUACUUCUAGCAAGCAAACGGAAGAACCAAGAACAUCUCAAGCAGGAAGAUCAGUAACAACUAUUCCGUCAGGAAGAGACGUAGCAGAAGGGAAUCUUAUAGACUUUUGA
Messenger RNA from Schistocerca serialis cubense, 936 nucleotides. RefSeq lists its product as uncharacterized. The coding region runs from base 1 to 936 and encodes 311 amino acids. Lineage: Eukaryota; Metazoa; Arthropoda; Insecta; Orthoptera; Acrididae. The record is from RefSeq and is a predicted model, not a curated record. The transcript has 7 exons.